This is a messenger RNA of Maniola jurtina (meadow brown), 1209 nucleotides long. Its product is annotated as zinc finger protein 436-like. Gene Ontology annotation, cellular component: nucleus. The record is from RefSeq and is a predicted model, not a curated record. Gene Ontology annotation, biological process: regulation of transcription by RNA polymerase II. Bases 2 to 817 code for a protein of 271 amino acids. NCBI's taxonomy places the organism in Eukaryota, Metazoa, Arthropoda, Insecta, Lepidoptera, Nymphalidae. The transcript is spliced from 4 exons. Gene Ontology annotation, molecular function: RNA polymerase II cis-regulatory region sequence-specific DNA binding; DNA-binding transcription factor activity, RNA polymerase II-specific.
CAUGAGAACUCACACGGGUGAAAAACCUUACGUUUGUAAGUUAUGUGAUCAUAAAUUUGCACUAUCAAGUCAUUUAGUGAGACACAUGAGUACUCACACGGGUGAAAAACCUUUUACUUGCGAGUUAUGUGACUACAAAUGUGCACAAAAUAGUCAUUUAGUGCAACACAUGAGAACUCACACGGGUGAAAAACCUUACGUUUGUAAGUUCUGUGAUUAUAAAUUUGCAGGAACUAGUCAUUUAGUGAGACACAUGAGAACUCACACUGGUGAAAAACCUUACAUUUGUAAGUUUUGUGAUCAUAAAUUUGCACGAACUAGUCAGUUAGUGAGCCACAUGAGAACUCACACGGGUGAAAAACCUUAUGUUUGUAAGUUAUGUGAUUAUAAAUUUGCACAAACUAGUCAUUUAGUGAGACACAUGAGUACUCACACGGGUGAAAAACCUUUUAUGCGACACAUGAGAACUCACACGGGUGAAAAACCUUUUGCUUGCGAGCUAUGCGAUUACAAAUGUGCACGUAAAUCUCAUUUAAAGACUCAUAUGCGAACUCACACAGUUGAAAAACCUUUUACUUGCGAGCUAUGUGAUUAUAAAUUUGCACAAGUUAGUCAUUUAUUGAGCCACAUGAGAACUCACAUGGGUGAAAAACCUUUUACUUGCGAGUUUUGCGAUUACAAAUGUGCACUUAAGUCUAAUCUGGCGAGGCACAAAAUAACUCACACGGGUGAAAAACCUUUUACUUGCGAGUUAUGCGAUUACAAAUGUGCACUUAAGUCUAGUCUGGCGAGGCACAAAUUAACUCACACGGUUUGAAAAACCUUACAUUUGUAAGUUGUGUGAUUAUAAAUGUGCACGAACUAGUCAUUUAGUGACACACAUGAGAACUCACACGGGUGAAAAACCUUUUGCUUGCGAGCUAUGCGAUUACAAAUGUGCACGUAAGUCUAGUCUGGCGAGACACAGGAGAACUCACACUGAUACAAAUCCUCCGUCAUGUUCGUGAGCCGCACGCGGCACUCCGCCGCCGGCGCAUGCUCAGGAGAUACACUCUUGUUGAACUGUUUGCUGAAGCAUUAUCCUUAUCCUAAUCCUACGAAUAUUAUAAAUGUGAAAGUGUGGAUGUUUGGAUGUUUGUUACUCAAUCACGCUAAAAUUAUUGGACGGAUUUGGCUGAAAUUUGGAAUGGAGAUAGAUUAUACCCUGGA